This is a messenger RNA of Plenodomus lingam JN3, 2364 nucleotides long. The record is from RefSeq and is a predicted model, not a curated record. NCBI's taxonomy places the organism in Eukaryota, Fungi, Ascomycota, Dothideomycetes, Pleosporales, Leptosphaeriaceae.
AUGACAGACGGCAAGAAACGAGUGUGUUGUACCGUUAGGUACCGCCAACCGGCACGCAGUAGGGACCCCGCAGGCAAUGCGCGCAUGGCAGACAGGAUCAAUGUGGCCCAGCACCUGGAUAUUCAAAUAAGCUUGCUGCCGUUCCUGGAGCUGGGCUCUCUCCCUUUCAUCGACCUUGUCCAAUUGAGCUUUUACGAAGCUGGUCGUAUUUGCAAUGGCUCGCUACCUGAGUACUGUCGCAGCAUUGGCCGCGACUGGCGCUUGCUCCUGCUGAGCACGGUUCGUCGUGGAGCAGCGGAACCUAGCCCCGAUGGCUCUGUCGCACUCUUCACCUACUCGCAGUACUCUUUCGAAGAGCACUCUGGUAGCUCUGGCUUGAACCAGAUUGACCUCAAGACCGGCGACAUCUCCGAAUCAGGAUGGAAUGCCAGCGAGAUCAACGAGUUUGUCUGGCUUCCUGGGACUGAGACGGGUAUUCUAUACAUCAAUGGUACCAACGAAGAGGUUCCCGGGGGUGUCACGCUGUGGAUGGGUGAUUUCAAGAGCCCCAACACCAGCACAAUGGUUGCGUCUCUUGACGCGCCAUACUCUGGUCUGAGGGUUGCAAACACCUCUUCAGGUGACUUGCACUUUUUGGUCCAUUCGAUGGCCUACCCCAACGGUACUGCAGUCAACCCCGAAACCGAGGUUGUCCCCCACAGCACCGCCCGCCUUUACUCCAACAUCUAUGCCCGCCAUUGGGAUACGUGGCUGACGAAGAACCGAUACGCUGUCUUUGCCGGUGCUCUCUCAGCAAACAAUAGCUAUGCGUUAGCUGGCACUGGUCUCCGUAACUUGAACCACGGCAUCAACUUUACCACUACUCAGCCUGAGACCCCCAUCCAGCCCUUCGGCGAUUCCAGUGACUACGCGAUCAGCCCAGAUGGCUCAAUGUACGCUUUCGUUAGCAAGGCGCCCCAGUUGAACAAGGCCAACUACACCGCUAGUUAUGCCUACGUUGGCUCAUUUGCCUCGUCUGAGCCUCCGGUUGCUUUCAACGGUCCCGAAUCUGAGGCAGCGCAGGCUGGCCACAAGGGUGCAUCUGGCCAACCUUCCUUCUCCAAAGACAGCUCUAAGCUUGCUUACAUCCAGCAAGACGAAGACUACUACGAGUCGGACAGGUGGAUUCUGUACACUGUCGACGUUUCUGUUGAAGGUAACGGUGUUUCUGUAAGCAACUGGAAGUCGCUGAGUGCUGGUUUCGACCGCUGGGUCCAAGGCCCACUUACUUGGGCUGAAGAUGACCAAUCAAUCUUCGUGACUGCUGAAGACUACGGUCGUGUUAAGGUUUUCAACUUCCCCAUUGAUGCUGACGAGAGUUUUGUUCCUGAGCCAAUGACCUCAAACACAUCCGUUUCAUCAUUCUCCGUCCUCCCCAGUGGUUCUCUGUUUGUCACGGGUACUGCUGUCUGGACGCCAACCGAGUACUACACUGUUACAAACGGCACCAAACACACCCUCUUCGAUGCCUCCCAGGUUGAUCCCAACCUUGCAGGCCUUGGUGCCCAUUCCUUCUCUGAGAUCUUCUUCAACGCAUCCAACCCUGCUCAGAAAGACCCUCUGCACGCGAUUGUUGUCAAGCCCUCCAACUACAUGGAAAAUCAGACAUAUCCGCUUGCCUUCCUCAUCCACGGUGGUCCACAGGGCGCCUGGCUCAACAGCUGGUCGAACCGCUGGAACCCCCAAGUCUGGGCCGACCAGGGUUACAUUGUAGUCGCACCCAACCCCACGGGAUCCACAGGCUUCGGUCAGGCUCUCACCGACGCAGUCCAAGGCGCAUGGGGCAGCUGGCCAUACGAGGACCUCGUCAACGCAUGGAACUACGUCGACACCAACAUGAAUUGGAUCGACACCGCCAACGGCUUCGCCGCCGGUGCUUCCUACGGAGGCUACAUGACCAACUGGAUCCAAUCCCACGACCUCGGCAGGAAAUUCAAAGCCCUCGUCACCCACGACGGCAUCUCCAACACCCAAGGCGCCUGGGCAUCAGAGGAGCUAUGGUUCAUCCGCCACGACUACAACGGCAGCAUCUGGGAGUCGGACGCCUACAACAAAUGGAACCCGCAAAACCACAUUGCUAACUGGUCGACACCCCAAUUCGUCAUCCACAACACGCUCGAUUACCGUCUGCCCGAGAGCGACGGUCUCAGCUUGUUCAAUAUCCUGCAGGCUCGCGGUGUUCCGAGCCGGUUUUUGAACUUCCCAGAUGAAAACCAUUGGGUGCUCAAGCAGGAGAAUAGCUUGGUGUGGCAUGAGGAGAUUUUCAACUGGGUUAAUCAUUAUUCCAAGGGUGAGCCGUUGAACGAUGAACCUGUUGGUUAUUAG